GCGUCGAUCUUCGAGUACGGGAGCGCGGCGAAUCCGGACAUGAGGCCCAUCCCGGUGCUCGUGCACCCGCCGGAUUUGCACGAGCGCGGAGAGACGCGAGUGAUCCCGUUUGAUAUCAAUGAUUUCUUGGAGAUUGAGGAAUCGUGUACGUCGCCGAAUCUCAUGGCGUCGUUCGUGAGGAUCGUGAAGGGGGAGGCGAUCGAGACGAGCGCGAACGCGACGAGUCAGGCGUUUUACGUGAUUCGAGGGAACGGAACGAGCGAGGGCGAACACGGUAAGAUUUCGUGGAGCACCGGGGAUUUGUUCGUCGUGCCGGUGACGAGGGGGAAGAUUCACCACGUGUGUGUCGAUGCGGAGUCCAUGGGUGGGGCCGCGCUGUACUGGGUGCACGAUGAACCCCUGAUGAGCUACCUGGGCGUGAAUCCGUCGAGCGAGAAGAAGUUUGAACCGACGCUGUAUCGCCGUGAGGAGAUGCUCGCGCGCGUCGAAGAAAUCAAGCACGCGAGCGACCGCAGCAACAACCGGUGCGGUGUGUUACUCGGCAAUACCGCGUGCUCGCAGACAAAGACGCUCACGCACGUUUUGUGGUCUCUGUUGAACUCGAUUCCGGCGCAAAGCGUACAACGUCCGCACAGACACAACUCCAUCGCCCUCGAUCUCGCGGUCGCGGCGAAGCCGGGAGUGUACACGCUCAUGGGCAAGGAGAUCGAUCGCAACGGAUUCAUCAUCGAUCCCAUUCGUUGCGACUGGGUCCCGGGCGGCGUCUUCAUCACGCCCCCUGGGUGGUGGCACUCGCAUCACAACGAGAGCGACGACGUCGCCUGGGUGUUGCCCAUGCAAGACGCUGGUCUGUACACCCAUCAGCGCACCUUAGACAUUCGAUUU
Ostreococcus lucimarinus CCE9901 is the source of this 885-nucleotide messenger RNA. RefSeq lists its product with no specific name. The transcript has a single exon. NCBI's taxonomy places the organism in Eukaryota, Viridiplantae, Chlorophyta, Mamiellophyceae, Mamiellales, Bathycoccaceae. The annotation marks the transcript as partial. The record is from RefSeq and is a predicted model, not a curated record. Gene Ontology annotation, molecular function: dioxygenase activity.